This is a messenger RNA of Fukomys damarensis (Damara mole-rat), 4724 nucleotides long. RefSeq names its product PPARG related coactivator 1 (gene Pprc1). The record is from RefSeq and is a predicted model, not a curated record. Gene Ontology annotation, molecular function: transcription factor binding; RNA binding. Gene Ontology annotation, cellular component: nucleus. The coding region runs from base 1 to 4554 and encodes 1517 amino acids. Gene Ontology annotation, biological process: positive regulation of transcription by RNA polymerase II. NCBI's taxonomy places the organism in Eukaryota, Metazoa, Chordata, Mammalia, Rodentia, Bathyergidae. The transcript is spliced from 13 exons.
AUGAGACCCUGCUGGGGACCAUGCAGAGCUACAUGGAUGCCUCCCUCAUCUCACUCAUUGAGGACUUUGGGAGCCUUGGAGAGCAUUCCUGACUCGGAGCUGCUUGUGUCUCCUCGAGAGGGCUCCUCUCUGCACAAGCUGCUCACUCUUUCUCGAACAUCCCCAGAAUGUGACUUCAUUACCCCAGUUGACCCCUUGGGGCCCAGCACAGGCAGUAAUAGAGUGAGUGGGGUCGAGAUGUCUCUUGCUGAUCCCCCUUGGGAUUUCUCCUCACCUUCCUUCCUAGAGACCUCUUCUCCCAGGGUGCCUAGCUGGAGGUCCUCAAGGUCGAGACCACGCUGGGGUUCGUGCCCUCCUUCCCAGCAGCGCAGUGAUGGUGAAGAAGAGGAAGAGGUGGCCAGCUUUAGUGGCCAGAAGCUUGCUGGGGAGCCUGAUAAUUCCAGGAGCACCAUCCCAGAUUUCCCCAUGCACCUGGCCUGCCCAGAGGAGGAAGACAAGGCAACAGCAGCAGAAGUGGCUGUGCCAUCCGCUGGAGACGAGAGCAUCUCCUCUUUGAGUGAGCUGGUGCGGGCCAUGCACCCCUACUGCCUGCCCAAUCUCACCCACCUGGCAUCACUUGAGGAUGAGCUUCAGGAAGAGCCAGAGGAACUGACGCUGCCUGAGGGUUGUGUGGUGCUGGAGAUUGUAGGCCAGGCAGCCACAGCUGCUGAUGGCCUGCAGAUACCAGUUGUGGUACGGCAGAUCCCCGCUGGACCUGGGUCUGUUUUCCUAGAUGACCCGUUGCAGCUGCUUAUGCCCACGCUAGAGUCAGAGAUGGAGUCUGCUGUGCCCAGGGCAGCUCCUUGCCCUCAGAAAGAGGAGUUGUUGCUGGAUUCCACUUGUGUGUUGGAGCCCAGAGAGGUCACGGAGCCAGUGGCACCCAGUGGGCCUCAGAACCCACCUCACAGUGUAGUGCUGGGUUCCCAGAAAACUCGGAAAGGCGGGAAGAAGAAAAGCAAGGAGCAGACAACACCCGGUGUGGAGGGCUACGCCAGGAGGCUGAGAUCAUCCUCCCGUGGGCAAUCCACUGUGGCCGCAGAAGUGGUCUCUCAGACCAGCAGUUUACAGAAGCAGCCUCAGGAAGAACUUCCAAGAGAGGCUGGGCCUCCCCAGGGAAGGGGGAAGCCACGGGCUUGGGCUCGGGCUUGGGCAGCUGCCUUGGAGAAGCCGAGUUCUGGGGACUUAGAGAGAAGUGCCGGACAAGGUAGUCUGGCUAAAGAAGAUCCUCUGGACCUCUACUCUAAGCUGGUUGACACAAUUCAGGCCAACCCUGUUCCGACCCGUGUCCUGGUGGUUAACUCUGCUCGAAAUGCCCCCGUGCCAAUUGACUCUCUAGAAGCCAAUCUUGCUGCCGUGGACCCUGCUGUAGCUGACCCUGUACCUGCUGACCCUCUCCCAGUUGACCCAGUCCUUGCUGACUUGGCAGUGGCUGGUCCCACAGUGGUUGUUCCUGUCUCAGACAACUUGUCUCCAGUUGAUACUGUCCUAGCUGACCGAGCGCCGGUUGAUUCUGUUCCGAGUGAAAUGGCUCCAGCUGACCCUGCACUAGUUAAGUCCCGCCCAACUGACCCCAGACGUGGUGCAGUGUCAUCAGCCCAAGGGAGUCCUGCUUUGCAGCACCCCCUGGACUCAGAGCCCUCUGACCUCUCGAAGGCUGUCAUCCCUGAAGUCAAGGAGGUUGUAGGUCCUCUGAAGGUGGAAUGUGGUACCAGUUCUGCCACCCAGGAAACCAAACCUCGGCCUCUUAGCCUGUCUGAAUACCGGCAACGGAGGCAGCAGCGGCAGGCAGAGGCAGAAGAGAGGAGUUCCCAGCCCCCAGUGGGGAAGUGGCCUAGCCUCCCAGAGACCCCCACAGGGCUGGCGGACAUCCCUUGUCUUGUUCCACCAGCACCAGCCAAGAAGACAGCCUUGCAAAGUAGCCUGGAAGCUCCUCCUGAGGCCUGCUUUGUGCCUGUGGGUCCCAGCCCUGCUUCUCCAAGUCCUGAACCUGCAAGCAAACCUGUGGUUUCAACUCCCCCUGAAAAAGUGCCAUCCAAAGAGGUGCCACUGCCAGCAAGACCUUCCCUUCCUGUUGUGCAGUCCGUGUCUCCUGUUGGGCCCAUUCCUCCCACUGUGCCCACUCCUUUGCCUUUUCCACCAAGUGGCCUGGGCAUUUCCCCUGUGCUGCCCCUUCCUACAAGUGGACAAGUGGUCCCCAGUCUACCCCCACCUUCCUUGCAGCCUCCUGGUCUUCCAGUGUCCAUGGGGCCAGUGCCGCCUGAUCCGUAUACUCACUAUGCCCAUGUGCCACCCUGGUCUUGUUAUCCCCCUGUGUCCCCUUCUGGCUACCCUUGCCCGCCUCUCCCACCAGUGGUGCCCCUAGUGUCUGGAACUCCUAAUACCUAUGCUAUGCCCCCCACUUGUAAUGUGCCUUGGGUUCCCCCUCCCACCCCAGUCUCACCUUACAGCUCCAGCUGUACCUAUGGGCCCAUGGGAUGGGCCCCAGGGCCACAACACCCUCCAUUCUGGCCAGCUGUUCCCCCACCUCCUUUGCUUCCAGCCUCUGUUGGGAGAGAUGUUCCCCCACCCACAGUGGAGCCCAGUGUCAUUCCAAUUGGUGCUCCUGAAAAUGUACUUCCUGUGCCUAUGACUUCUUCCCUCAGUCUUGGGGCAGCUGACCACGAAGCUCCACAAAUAGAGGCCACCAAAGUUGAAGUCAAGGCAGUGCUUGCAUCUCCCCAUGUGAAACAUAAGGUGUCUUCCUUGGUGCAAACCCCCCGGACCAAGGCCCUUCCAGUUCUGUCUACUGAGGGUGUGGCUGUGGAGGAACCUGCGUCAGAGGGUUUAAAGCCUGAGGUGCAGGAGAGCAAGCCCAAGGAGAAGCCCCUCUGUCCUGCUGUCAGGGCUGUUUCCAUACCCAGGCAAAACACUGUCCCCAAGCUGCCUACUGUCCACCCAGCCCGCCUAAGGAAGCUGUCCUUUCUGCCCACCCCACGUACGCAGGGUCCUGAGGAUGUUGUACAAGCUUUUAUCAGUGAGAUUGGAAUUGAGGCAUCAGACUUAUCCAGUCUGCUGGAGCAGUUUGAGAAAUCAGAAGCUAAAAAGGAAUGUCCUCCCCUGGCUCCUGCUGAUAGUUUGGCUGUAGGAAACUCCAGCAGCGUUGACACUCCCCAGGAGAAGAGACCCCUAGACCGGUUACAAGCCCCAGAGCUGGCCAACGUGGCAGGCCUCACCCCUCCAGCCACCCCUCCCCACCAGUUAUGGAAGCCCCUGGCUGCUGUGUCACUGCUGGCCAAAGCCAAAUCUCCUAAGUCCACCGCCCAGGAGGGAACCCUGAAGCCUGAAGGAGUUACAGAGGCCAAACAUCCAGCUGCAGCCUACCUCCAAGAAGGGGUCUGUGGUCCUAGUCCAGUCCACGUGGGCUCUGGGGACCAUGACUAUUGUGUUCGGAGCAGGACACCCCCCAAAAAGAUGCCUGGCCUAGUCAUUCCAGAGGUGGGCUCCCGAUGGAACGUCAAACGCCAUCAGGAUAUCACCAUCAAACCUGUCUUGUCCCUGAGCCCAGCUGCUCCCCUACUCCCAAGCCCAGCUGCCUCCCAGGAGCCCCUUGAUCACAGGACUAGCAGUGAGCAGGCACCUCCCCCAGCACCUUGCCUUGCCCCAUCUGCCUUGCUGUCUCCUGAGGCCUCGCCCUGCCGGAAUGACACGAACACUAGGACUCCCCCUGAACCCCCAGCCAAGCAGCGAUCCAUGCGCUGUUACCGGAAAGCCUGCAGGUCAGCCAGCCCCCCAAGCAGGGGCUGGCAGGGCCAUCGUGGCCGCAGCAGCCGGUCUGUCAGCUCUGGGUCCACCCGGACCAGUGAAGCAUCUUCCUCAUCCUCAUCGUCGUCUUCCUCAUCCCGGUCCCGGUCCAGGUCCAGGUCCCUCUCCCCCCCCCACAAGAGGUGGCGAAGGUCCAGCUGUAGUUCCUCUGGACGUUCCCGGAGAUGCUCCUCAUCCUCAUCGUCCUCCACCUCGUCUUCCUCGUCGUCGUCUUCCAGUUCCCGAAGCCGUUCUCGCUCCCCAUCCCCUCGCCGGAGAAGUGACAGGAGGCGGCGCUCGUACCGUGCACACGACCACUACCAAAGGCAGAGAGUGCUGCAGAAGGAGCGUGCAAUAGAGGAGAGAAGGGUGGUCUUUAUUGGGAAGAUACCUGGCCGUAUGACUCGGUCGGAGCUGAAGCAGAGGUUCUCUGUUUUUGGAGAGAUUGAGGAAUGCACCAUCCAUUUCCGUGUCCAAGGUGACAACUAUGGCUUCGUCACUUACCGCUAUGCUGAGGAGGCAUUCGCAGCCAUUGAAAGUGGCCACAAGCUGCGGCAGGCAGAUGAGCAGCCCUUUGAUCUCUGCUUUGGGGGCCGCAGGCAGUUCUGCAAGAGGAGCUAUUCUGAUCUUGACUCCAACCGGGAAGACUUUGACCCUGCUCCUGUAAAGAGCAAAUUUGAUUCUCUUGACUUUGACACAUUGUUGAAACAGGCCCAGAAGAACCUGAGGAGGUAACCCUGGGCGCUUUCCCCCUCCCUUUUCUUUGGAGGUGUCCAGCCUCCUCAUCCCCCUCCCACACUUAGGGAGAGAGCUGCUAGUGAGAUGACUGUUUUAUAAAGAAAUGGAAAAAAGUGAAAUAAAAAUAUGUCCAAUCAGAUUUUUAAAAGGGGUAUUUGUUUUUUAUA